Gorilla gorilla gorilla (western lowland gorilla) is the source of this 3300-nucleotide messenger RNA. RefSeq names its product FtsJ RNA 2'-O-methyltransferase 3 (gene FTSJ3). The record is from RefSeq and is a predicted model, not a curated record. Lineage: Eukaryota; Metazoa; Chordata; Mammalia; Primates; Hominidae. Bases 395 to 2926 code for a protein of 843 amino acids. Gene Ontology annotation, biological process: maturation of 5.8S rRNA from tricistronic rRNA transcript (SSU-rRNA, 5.8S rRNA, LSU-rRNA); maturation of LSU-rRNA from tricistronic rRNA transcript (SSU-rRNA, 5.8S rRNA, LSU-rRNA); rRNA methylation. The transcript is spliced from 21 exons. Gene Ontology annotation, cellular component: preribosome, large subunit precursor; nucleolus; nucleus. Gene Ontology annotation, molecular function: rRNA (uridine-2'-O-ribose)-methyltransferase activity; rRNA (guanine) methyltransferase activity.
AGAGACCGCCGGCAUCCGAGCCGUCUUGGCGCGCAAGCGCGGAAGCGGAGGCUUGGGACCUGAAGACCAGUCAGAGAAGAAUUCCGGGUCAAUGGGCGGGGUGUGCGGCGAGACCACACUAAGGGGACCAUGAUGGGAGGGGCGGCUACUCGAGUUCAGGGGCUUUGGAAGGGGAUAAGGAAGGAGUAGAACUCCUCCUCAGUGUUGCCUCAUUGAAACUCUGUUUAUAGUUCUUGUAAUAUGCCUUCCUAGUCUCAACUUUAAACUUACAAAACCCAAGGACAGAGUAUCGAGAACAAUCUAUGGCCACACUCAAAAUGGCGGAAAACCUAGAGCCAGGGACGCAGGGGACGCAAGCGGAAGCGGAAAUUGAGCGAUACUCCCCCUUUCCACCAUGGGCAAGAAGGGCAAAGUUGGCAAGAGCCGACGAGACAAGUUUUAUCACUUGGCAAAGGAGACGGGUUACCGUUCCCGAUCUGCUUUCAAGCUGAUCCAGCUCAAUCGCCGCUUUCAGUUCCUGCAGAAAGCCCGAGCCUUGCUGGACCUGUGUGCUGCGCCAGGGGGAUGGCUGCAGGUAGCUGCCAAGUUUAUGCCUGUAUCCAGCCUUAUUGUGGGAGUGGACCUGGUUCCAAUCAAGCCUCUCCCCAAUGUGGUGACUCUUCAGGAGGACAUCACAACAGAACGUUGUAGGCAGGCCCUGAGGAAGGAGCUGAAGACCUGGAAGGUUGAUGUUGUGCUCAAUGAUGGGGCCCCCAACGUUGGGGCUAGCUGGGUCCAUGAUGCUUACUCACAAGCCCAUUUGACACUGAUGGCUCUACGUUUGGCUUGUGACUUUUUGGCCCGUGGUGGCAGCUUCAUCACAAAGGUUUUCCGUUCUCGUGACUAUCAGCCUCUGCUAUGGAUCUUUCAGCAGCUGUUCCGCCGUGUCCAGGCCACCAAGCCCCAAGCCUCUCGCCAUGAAUCUGCAGAGAUCUUUGUAGUCUGCCAAGGAUUCCUGGCCCCUGACAAGGUUGACAGUAAAUUCUUUGACCCCAAAUUUGCGUUUAAGGAGGUUGAAGUUCAGGCUAAGACCGUUACUGAAUUGGUGACUAAGAAGAAGCCAAAGGCUGAAGGCUAUGCUGAGGGUGACCUCACUCUCUAUCACCGUACCUCAGUCACUGACUUCCUCCGAGCUGCCAACCCUGUUGACUUCCUUUCCAAGGCCAGCGAAAUCAUGGUAGACGAUGAAGAGUUGGCACAGCAUCCAGCUACCACUGAGGACAUACGGGUGUGCUGUCAGGACAUCAGAGUGUUGGGGCGCAAGGAGCUCAGGUCGCUACUAAACUGGAGAACAAAACUUCGGCGAUAUGUGGCCAAGAAGCUGAAAGAACAAGCAAAGGCACUGGACAUCAGCCUCAGCUCUGGAGAGGAAGAUGAAGGUGAUGAGGAGGACUCAACAGCUGGAACCACAAAGCAGCCCUCUAAGGAGGAGGAGGAAGAGGAGGAGGAGGAACAACUGAACCAGACCUUGGCAGAAAUGAAGGCCCAGGAGGUGGCGGAAUUGAAGAGGAAGAAAAAGAAGCUGUUGCGUGAGCAGAGAAAGCAGCGGGAGCGUGUGGAGCUGAAGAUGGAUCUGCCUGGGGUUUCCAUUGCAGACGAGGGGGAGACUGGCAUGUUCUCCUUGCGCACCAUCCGGGGUCACCAGUUAUUAGAGGAAGUAACACAAGGGGAUAUGAGUGCAGCAGACACAUUUCUGUCCGAUCUGCCAAGGGAUGAUAUCUAUGUGUCAGAUGUUGAGGACGACGGUGAUGACACAUCUCUGGAUAGUGACCUGGAUCCAGAGGAGCUGGCAGGAGUCAGGGGACAUCAGGGUCUAAGGGACCAAAAGCGUAUGCGACUUACUGAAGUGCAAGAUGAUAAAGAGGAGGAGGAGGAGGAGAAUCCACUGCUGGUACCACUGGAGGAAAAGGCAGUAAUACAGGAAGAACAAGCCAACCUGUGGUUCUCAAAGGGCAGCUUUGCUGGGAUCGAGGACGAUGCCGAUGAGGCCCUGGAGAUCAGUCAGGCCCAGCUGUUAUUUGAGAACCGGCGGAAGGGACGGCAGCAGCAGCUGCCACAGACACCACCUUCCUGUUUGAAGACUGAGACAAUGUCUCCCGUGUACCAAGAUGAAGCCCCUAAGGGAACAGAGGCUUCUUUGGGGACAGAAGCUGCCACUGGCCUUGAAGGGGAAGAAAAGGACGGCAUCUCAGACAGUGACAGCAGUAGUAGCAGUGAGGAAGAAGAGAGCUGGGAACCCCUCCGUGGUAAGAAGCGAAGCCGUGGGCCUAAGUCAGAUGAUGACGGGUUUGAGAUAGUGCCUAUUGAGGACCCAGCGAAACAUCGGAUACUGGACCCCGAAGGCCUUGCUCUAGGUGCUGUUAUUGCCUCUUCCAAAAAGGCCAAGAGAGACCUCAUAGAUAACUCCUUCAACCGGUACACAUUUAAUGAGGAUGAGGGGGAGCUUCCGGAGUGGUUUGUGCAAGAGGAAAAGCAGCACCGGAUACGACAGUUGCCUGUUGGUAAGAAGGAGGUGGAGUAUUACCGGAAACGCUGGCGGGAAAUCAAUGCACGUCCCAUCAAGAAGGUGGCUGAGGCUAAGGCUAGAAAGAAAAGGAGGAUGCUGAAGAGGCUGGAGCAGACCAGGAAGAAGGCAGAAGCUGUGGUGAACACAGUGGACAUCUCAGAACGAGAGAAAGUGGCACAGCUGCGAAGUCUCUACAAGAAGGCUGGGCUUGGCAAGGAGAAACGCCAUGUCACCUACGUUGUAGCCAAAAAAGGUGUGGGCCGCAAAGUGCGCCGGCCAGCUGGAGUCAGAGGUCAUUUCAAGGUGGUGGACUCAAGGAUGAAGAAGGACCAAAGAGCACAGCAACGUAAGGAACAAAAGAAAAAACACAAACGGAAGUAAGCAGAGCUACCAGGUUCCCAGGAGAGCAUGGGGACUAGGAGGAAGGGUGUGGCAUGGCUCAGUCUGGCCCCCUUGAUUACCAGCCUAGCCCCUGCUCACAUCACAGCUGUCUGAGGAACAGUGAGGUGGAGUGCCUAGAACUCCCGUGGUGGUCCUGAGCAGAGAGGAGGAUGUCCUCCUGCCUGCCUGAAGUUAGGUCUCCCAUGAAAACACUGCUGAACUGUGUUGACAGACUCAUGACCCUUUUUUUAAACUGUUAAAAGGAAGUUCGGUGUUGGAGCGAUACUCAAUGUAGUCAGUCUACACCUGGACAUGUGGGCCACUUAAGCCCUCCCCGCCCCAUCCUAUUCCUGAAUAAAACCAGGAUAAUGGAA